Messenger RNA from Trichoderma reesei QM6a, 681 nucleotides. RefSeq lists its product as uncharacterized. The record is from RefSeq and is a predicted model, not a curated record. The transcript is spliced from 4 exons. NCBI's taxonomy places the organism in Eukaryota, Fungi, Ascomycota, Sordariomycetes, Hypocreales, Hypocreaceae. Bases 145 to 681 code for a protein of 178 amino acids.
UUUCUUGUUCCUGUCCUUGUUUACCUACUUCACCUGUCCAUUUCUCCGGUGAACCUCCUUUUCUUUUGAAGCCAAUUAUACUACUACGCAGCCUUUCACCAAGUCCCACAGCUCAUCCAAAUUCGACAACAAACGCACCUCACCAUGACUGCCUGGUUCCCCGACCCCAGACGAAUCGUCACCGGCCACAACGAGCAAGGCAAGGCCGUCGUCGUGGCUGAUGGCACGGUGCCCUGCGUGCCGACUCCGCUGGGCGCCAACUUCGCCGUGCUGUACGAGACGCACGAGUUCCCGGCGUCCAAUGACGAAUGGGUCGACCCGACAAAGGUCCGGACCAAGGACCUGGCGAAUGGCAAGGGCGUCGUCCUCCGGGUUGUUGACAUUCCGCCGAAUGUGGAGAAGGCAGGGAUGCUGUUUCAUCGAACGGAGUCGUUGGAUUUUGGAAUCUUGUUCAGUGGAGAAGUGAUUUGUCACCUUGAUGACGAUGUGGAGAUUCACAUGAAGCCAGGCGACGUCUGCGUUCAGCGCGGCACAAUACACGGGUGGACGAACAACACAGAUAAGCCUGCGCGAAUUUAUUUCAUCCUUUCCGCUGCCAAACCAGUCGAGGUCAACGGACAGUCAUUGACGGCUGUGGGAUACUCCAAGAAGGAUAUCGAGUCUGGGGGUCAGUCAAACUAG